This is a messenger RNA of Urocitellus parryii (Arctic ground squirrel), 2861 nucleotides long. RefSeq names its product phosphatidylinositol glycan anchor biosynthesis class V (gene Pigv). Gene Ontology annotation, molecular function: alpha-1,6-mannosyltransferase activity; GPI mannosyltransferase activity. Gene Ontology annotation, biological process: GPI anchor biosynthetic process. The record is from RefSeq and is a predicted model, not a curated record. Gene Ontology annotation, cellular component: mannosyltransferase complex; endoplasmic reticulum membrane. Lineage: Eukaryota; Metazoa; Chordata; Mammalia; Rodentia; Sciuridae.
GGAGGGUUGGGACGCCAUCUCCGGAGCCUUGGAGUUCUGGGGGGAGGGAAGCUGUCAAACCGAGGCCGAGAGAAAUGAGGCGGAGGCUGCAGAGAACCGUGGAGCCCCGCCUCUCUGCCAUGGCGGCCUCCGGCGCCGCCUCUUCCUUUACGGCCUCCCGCCCUCGCCUGCUUCCGGCCCUGUAGCCAGUCCCGACUCCGGCUCCCUCGGGAGUGUCCCCAGGGCCGAGGCUCGUUUGGGAGGCCAGAGCUUGACUCUGAAAAGAGGAAAGGAAGAAUGCAAGUCUGGUCAAGAGGCAGAGAAACCUGAAGAAACUCAGUUCUGGUAGCAACACUCCUGGAUUCCUGGUGGUGAGAUUAUGUGGCCCCUGGAUCCAUCACGGAAAGAGGUGCUUAGGUUUGCGGUCAGCUGCCGUGUCCUGACUCUGAUGCUGCAGGCCCUCUUCAAUGCCAUCAUCCCAGAUCACCAUGCAGAAGCCUUUUCUCCUCCCCGCCUAGCUCCCUCAGGCUCUUUGGACCAGCUUGUGGAAGGUCUUCUGGGUGGCCUCUCUCGCUGGGAUGCUGAACACUUCUUGUUCAUUGCUGAGCAUGGAUACCUCUAUGAGCACAACUUUGCCUUCUUCCCUGGCUUCCCCCUGGUCCUGUUGGUGGGAACUGAACUAUUGAGACCCCUAAGGGGGCUCCUGAGCCAGCGGAGUUGCCUGCUUAUUUCAGUAGCAUCACUCAACUCCUUGUUCUCUGUGCUGGCCACGGUUGCACUUCAUGACCUGAGCUGUGUGGUUUUGCGCUGUCCCCACCAGGCCUUUUAUGCAGCAUUGCUCUUCUGCCUCAGCCCUGCCAAUGUUUUCCUGGUAGCUGGUUACUCAGAAGCUUUGUUUGCCUUCCUGACAUUCAGCGCCAUGGGGCAGCUAGAGCGGGGACGAAGCUGGACUAGUGGGCUCCUCUUUGCUCUUGCUACUGGAGUGCGCUCCAAUGGACUGGUCAGUGUUGGCUUCCUCCUGCAUAAUCAAUGUCGAGGCUUUUUCUCUUCUCUUGUGGUGCUGAACCCCCUGAAACAACUCUUGAAGCUGAUGGCUUCUGGGUGCCUGUCAGUUCUCACACUCAGCCUUCCCUUUGCCCUCUUUCAAUAUUAUGCCUACACCCAGUUCUGUCUGCCAGGCUCAGCCCACUCCAUUCCUGAACCCUUGGUGCAGUUAGCUGUGGACAAGGGCUACCGGAUUGCAGAGGGAAAUAAGCCGCCGUGGUGCUCCUGGAAACUUCCUCUAAUAUAUAACUAUAUCCAGGAUGUAUACUGGAAUGUUGGCUUUCUGAGAUACUAUGAACUUAGGCAGGUACCCAAUUUUCUACUGGCUGCACCAGUGGCUAUAUUAGUUGCCUGGGCAACUUGGACAUAUGUGACCACCCACCCUUGGCUCUGCCUCACACUUGGGCUUCAAAGGAACAAGAACAAUAAGGCCCUAGAGAAGCCUGAUCCUGGCUUCCUCAGUCCACGGGUGUUUGUGUACCUGGUUCAUGCUACAGUGCUGCUGCUGUUUGGAGGUCUGUGCAUGCAUGUUCAGGUUCUCACCAGAUUUUUGGGCUCCUCCACUCCUAUUGUGUACUGGUUUCCAGCUCACUUGCUUCAGAAUCAAGAGCCACUGUUGAGAUCCUUAGAGACAGAGCCUUGGAUGCCUCUUGCGGAAGACUUCCCACCAAGACAAAAAAUACCCAGAAAUUCUAUCAUGGAACUUUUGUACAACUGGAAAACCUGCUCUUCAGUCACUCGAUAUAUCCUAGGUUACUUCCUGACUUACUGGCUCCUGGGACUACUCUUACAUUGCAACUUCCUGCCUUGGACAUGACCUGGAGUCUCAAAGGACAGACUAGAAGCCAACUUAAUUCAUCUUCUUCAAAGUUAAAAGACAGACCAGGACCAAGCAUGGUGGCACACCCCUGUAAUCCCAGCAACUCAGGAGACAAAGGCAGGAGGAUCAUAAAUUUAAGUCCAUCCAGAUAACUUGUUGAGACCCUGUUUUAAAAAAUAAAAAUGGCUGGGGAUAUAGCUCAGAGGCAGAGCACCAAUGGGUUCAAUCCUCAUUACCAGAAGAAGAUAACACACAGGGACUGCCUGCACCUGGGAUCAUCCUUGUGGGCAUUAGAACCCCUUUGUUUUUGGAGACUGGUGAGCCAUCAAAGAGCCCUUUCUGGUCCUGGCUGGAGCAAAUUUUAAGAGUAGUAACUAUUUUCACUGUAAGUGGUGAUACCUUACUCAAGUCUAAAGUACACCUGCAUCUGUCUAGUCAACCAACAUAGCAGGAGACAUUCUUAAACCUGCCACUUUAAAUUUAAAUGUAGAUUAUUUAAAUGUGCACUUCAUCAAAGGCUCUAGCUGACAGUCUGGUGAUAGUCCACACAAGAUGGUGUGGACUGGACAGUGUGGUAGUAAUAGGAAAAUGAGACCUUUUUCUCUAAAUGGGAAGUUUCUGAAGGUGGUUUUUUUUUUUUUAAUGCAAUUUUAUUUAGUUAGUUUUAAGACUUAUUCAGAAGGCCACUGGGRUUGUUAUUUCAAAGGAUGUUCUUCCCCUCAUGACACACAUUAGUAAAUUUCUUUGUAGGAAGAGCUCAGCUUUCCAGUGAUAUGGAAGAAUCUGAUUCAGAAGAGCCUGUCUCCGACUGAUUCCUCCAGCUUGGCUGUGGUCAGUUUCUCUGUCUUCAGCCUAUGAGGCUUUGGGAUAUUCUCACAUGCACCAAGUCUCACCUCACCUUUCUUUCUAGCAUAACUGACUGAUAGAAGGAGAGGGAUAGGACCCCCAGACUUCAAGGGUUUUACUCUCCCAGUCUCUUGAUAAAUUCUGCCCUUGUGAAGAAUCAGAUGGUCCUGCC